Penicillium cosmopolitanum is the source of this 1917-nucleotide messenger RNA. RefSeq names its product GMC family oxidoreductase. The record is from RefSeq and is a predicted model, not a curated record. Gene Ontology annotation, molecular function: flavin adenine dinucleotide binding; oxidoreductase activity, acting on CH-OH group of donors. Bases 1 to 1917 code for a protein of 638 amino acids. Lineage: Eukaryota; Fungi; Ascomycota; Eurotiomycetes; Eurotiales; Aspergillaceae. The transcript is spliced from 2 exons.
AUGUUUCUUUCCCGUUUCGUCGGCCUGCUGGCGGCCACAGCCAGUGUGGCUAAAGCGGUCAACAUCACAAAUUAUGAAUAUGUCGUCGUCGGUUCUGGUGCUGGUGGGGGUCCCCUAGCUGCGCGUCUUGCGCUGGCUGGUCACAAGACUCUUCUUCUCGAGGCUGGUGAUGACCAGGGUGAAAACUACAACUACACCAUCCCGGCCUACUCUGCCCGAUCCUCCGAGGAUGAGAAGCUUGCGUGGAAUUUCUUCGUCAACCACUAUUCCGAUGAAGAGCGUCAAGCUCGUGACUGGAAGACCAGUUAUGAUACCCCCGAUGGCGGACUUUACACUGGCCUCAGCCCUCCUGACGGCUCGAAGAUGAAGGGAACUCUCUACCCUCGUACCGGUACCCUGGGAGGAUGCACUGCUCACAACGCCCUGAUCGCCGUCUACCCUCACCAAUCCGACUUCGAAUACAUCUCUACCCUCACUGGUGACAGCUCUUGGACCCCGGAUAAUAUGCGCAAAUACUUCACCAAGCUCGAGAACAACAACUACUUGCUCCCAGGACAGGAGGGUCACGGUUAUGACGGCUGGCUCAUUGUUUUGGAGGACCCCCAACUUCUGAGCAUGCUUACCGGUGGUGCUUUUGCCCUCGGAAACCUCACUGACAACGUUAUGAACAUUGGUACUCUCCUGGCUGGCGAUGCUAAUGCCGACUCUAAGUCUCGCGACACCGACCCGGGCUACUACCAAAUCCCCAUUUCGACCGACGAUGCCCACCGCAACGGUGCUCGUGAAUUUAUUAUUGCUGUUCGUGAUGCCAAGUUUGACAAUGGCACUCAAAAGUACCCUCUCGAUGUUCGCAUGAACACCCACGUUACCAAGGUUGUCUUCGAUGAGACCGUCACCCCUCCUCGCGCCACUGGUGUUGAGUUCCUGGAUGGCCGUCACCUGUACCGCGCCAGCCCACUGUCCAAGUACGCCCUUGAUGGUAUCCCUGGCUCUGCCAGCGCCUCUCGCGAGGUUAUUGUCUCCGGUGGUGUCUACAACUCUCCCCAGCUCUUGAAGCUGAGCGGAAUCGGACCUGAGAAGGAACUCAAGAAGUUCGGCAUCAAGGUGAUCAGUGAUCUUCCUGGUGUCGGUACCAACCUCCAGGAUCACUACGAGAUCUCUGUACAGGGAAAGAUUGAGAAGGACUUUUCUUGCCUGGACAAGUGCACUUUCAGCAUCCGCGACCAGGAAGACCCUUGUAUCAACGAGUGGGAGUCUCCUAUUCUGGGUGACCGUGGUAUCUACUCAUCCCCCGGUCUUGCCGCUACUAUGCUCUACAAGAGCUCUACCACCGAUGACAACUUCGACAUCUUCUGCUUCGGAGGUCCUGUCAACUUCCGUGGAUACUUCCCCGAUUACAGCAUCAACGCCACCGACGAGCACAACUGGUUCACCUGGGCAAUUCUCAAGGCCCACCCCCGCAACACCGCCGGUACCGUUACUCUGCAAUCCGCCGAUCCCCUUGAUAUGCCUGAGAUUACCUUCAACUACUUCGACACUGGUGUCGGCGACUACGACGCUGAUCUCACCGCGCUGUACGAAGCCAUUGAGCUUGCCCGUGACGCUUUCGAUCGCCAACUUGUCAACAUCACUGAGGUUCUCCCUGGUGCCGCCGUCCAGUCCAAGAAGGAUGUCGAGCAAUAUGUCAAGGACGGAGCCUGGGGCCACCACGCCUCCUGCACCUGCCCCAUUGGUGCCGACGACGACCCAAUGGCUGUCCUGGAUUCCAAGUUCCGCGUCCGUGGUGUCUCUGGACUUCGUGUCGUGGACGCUUCCGUCUACCCCAAGAUUCCCGGUACCUUCACUGCUGUUUCCACCUACAUGGUUGCAGAGAAGGCCGCCGAUGAGAUUCUGAGUGAGCUCAAGGCCGACUCCUAA